AUGGGUCUCGAGAAAUUUAACCCUUUCAAAAAGGAUCGCCAGAACUUCCCGGGUGUUGUUAUCCCGUUGGCUGGUGCCCCUGCGCCGGCGCAUAGCCCUAACAUCACCGAGAAGGACGACAAGGAGACCAAGAGCUUGGACCUUGCGUCUUCUUCGGAGAAUGGCGCUGUCGGCUCUCAAAUUGGAUCUACUCUGACUUUGGAAGCCCUUCGCGCAGAAAUUGAAUCUGAUGUUGCUACUGCGACUCAUGACUCGGCCUAUGAUCGCAAGGCGAAGGUGAUCAACAGGGCUUUGCAGGAUAUUGGCAUGGGCCGGUAUCAGUGGCAGCUGUUCUUUCUUUGUGGUUUCGGUUGGACUGCGGAUAACCUCUGGCUUCAGGGAGUUGCCCUAACUUUGACACCCAUUUCUUACGAAUUCGGACUCUCCAGUACAUGGGUGCGUUUCACGACCUGUGCCCUGUUCUUGGGUCUCUGCAUUGGUGCCUCAUUCUGGGGCAUUGCUUCUGAUAUUGUUGGCCGUCGUCUUGCUUUCAACACUACCCUCUUCCUUGCUGGUGCCUUCGGUCUAGCUGCGGGUGGUGGCCCUACCUGGAUUGGAACAUGUGCUCUUUUUGCUUGUCUCGGUCUUGGUGUGGGUGGUAACCUGCCCGUCGACGGUGCUCUUUUCCUGGAGUUCUUGCCCUUCGUCUCUGGUAACAUGUUGACCAUGUUGAGUGUCUGGUGGCCCGUUGGCCAGCUGAUUGGCAGCCUGCUUGCCUGGGCCUACAUUCCCAAUUAUAGCUGCGCGGGCUAUGAGGGCUGCACCAAGGAGAAGAACAUGGGCUGGCGCUACUUGGUGCUCACCCUAGGCGCCAUCACCUUCGUCAUGUUCAUCCUACGAUUCUUCUUCUUCCACCUGUAUGAGUCUCCCAAGUACCUGCUAUCUCGUGGCCGCCAGGAAGAAGCCGUCGCCUCCGUCCAUGGCAUCGCCUACAAAAACGGCACCCAGACCUGGUUGACCAACGAGAUCCUCAACGAGAUCGGUGGCUACCCCGAGGGCCAGGAAGAUAAGACCAAGUUAAGCUACGGUCAAAUCAUCGGCCGCUUCUUCUCCAAGUUCUCCAUGGAGCGCAUCGGCCCUCUCUUCGCUAACAAGCGCAUGGGCUUCAACACCGCCCUCCUCUGGUUCUGUUGGGCCACCAUUGGCAUGGGAUACCCUCUCUUCAACGCCUUCCUGCCCCAGUAUCUCGCCACAUCCGGCGGCGAAGCCAACUCCAACUACAUUACCUACCGCAAUUACGCUAUCACCUCUAUUGUCGGUCUCCCCGGCUCCAUCCUGGCCUGCUGGACUGUCGAGAUCAAGUACAUCGGUCGUAAGGGUACAAUGGCAAUCGCUACCCUCAUCACCGGCGUCUUACUGUUCUGCUUCACUGCCUCUACCAACUCCGGCAUCCAGCUGCUGUGCAGUUGUCUCGAGGCCUUCUUCCAGAACAUCAUGUACGGUGUCCUGUACGCCUAUACCCCGGAGACCUUCCCGGCUCCUAACCGUGGCACCGGCACUGGUAUCUCCAGCUGCUUGAACCGUAUCGCUGGUCUCUGUGCUCCGCUUGUCGCUAUCUAUGCUGGCAGUGCAAACCCUAACUCGCCUAUUUAUGCCUCUGGUGCUUUGAUUCUGGCCUCGUUCGUUGCUAUGUGUCUCCUCCCCAUUGAGACUCGGGAAUAG
Penicillium arizonense is the source of this 1701-nucleotide messenger RNA. RefSeq lists its product as uncharacterized. NCBI's taxonomy places the organism in Eukaryota, Fungi, Ascomycota, Eurotiomycetes, Eurotiales, Aspergillaceae. The transcript has 6 exons. The record is from RefSeq and is a predicted model, not a curated record. The coding region runs from base 1 to 1701 and encodes 566 amino acids. Gene Ontology annotation, biological process: transmembrane transport. Gene Ontology annotation, molecular function: transmembrane transporter activity.